Messenger RNA from Harpia harpyja (harpy eagle), 1164 nucleotides. RefSeq names its product claudin-22-like. Gene Ontology annotation, biological process: cell adhesion; bicellular tight junction assembly. Gene Ontology annotation, cellular component: bicellular tight junction; plasma membrane. The record is from RefSeq and is a predicted model, not a curated record. Lineage: Eukaryota; Metazoa; Chordata; Aves; Accipitriformes; Accipitridae. Gene Ontology annotation, molecular function: structural molecule activity.
GAGGCAUGCAUCCCAUCAAAGGCUCCUUAAGGUCCAUUCACUUACAGCAACAUGUUGCUCUGAAUGUGUAACCCUGGACUUUAAACGAAUGAUAUUUAACUGGCCACAAAGCAGACAGCUUCAUUUGCUCUAAGUAGAAAUGUAUCAAUGUGGUAUUAAAACUUAAUUUAAAAACAAACUGUGAGAUGCCAAAACUAACAGAACUGUUGUAAUGCUUUAGCAGACUGAUGGAAAGCAAAAUACAUGCUUUUCUUAAAAAAAAAAAAACCCAAAACUAAUGAAAGGUGAGCCCAGCUGUGGCCACACCCUUCAGCUACUGGUUUACCACACUACUUCCCUGUCCCCCAAACACUGCAGGUGGAACCAGGCACCACAAAGCAGGAGGGGGAGGAGUACUUCAUGCUUUAUAAAGCAUUGUUUUAACUUUUGUUUAUGUUCGGUAUGACCAAGAAUUGAACAGUGUCCGCAAAAGUGAGUGGUUUAGAGCUUCUGUGAGUGUUAAAAAUGAACUCGGUCCACAGGCACAGGCUACAGUUAGCUGGAUUUCUGUUGUCUGUACUAGGAUGGGUUUUAACUGGUACCUGUAACUAUUUAUCAGACUGGAAAAAUCUCAGCUUAGACUUAAAUGUACUGGAGCUUUGGACCAUGGGACUCUGGCAAACCUGUGUAGUCCAAGAUGUAGGAGGAACACAGUGUAAAGAUUUUGAUUCUUUCCCGGCUUUGCCUCUAGAAUUCAAGAUUUCCAGGAUUUUAGUAUCUACAUCGAAUGGGCUAGGACUUCUGAGCCUUGUGAUCUCUAGUCUUGGUUUGGACUGCCUAAAGGUGGAGGAUACAGAGCAGAAGCUGAAGAAACAGCUGUUACUACUUGGAGGAAUACUCCUGUGGAUGUCUGGAGUUCUGGCCCUAGUCCCUGUUUCUUGGGUUGCCCAUACUAUAAUCCAGGAAUUUUGGGAUGAAGACAUCCCAGAGAUUGUGCCCAGAUGGGAAAUAGGGGAUGCACUGUUCAGUGGUUGGUUUGGUGGAUUUUUUAUAAUUCUAGGAGGAUCUCUACUCCUCUCCACAAUCUGCUUAUCAUCUGACCAUCAAUUACCAGAGCAGUAUGCAACGGCAGGUAUCAACAGGUAUCAACAUCUGGAAGCUGGAAACAGACUUUUAAAAGGGUAG